Messenger RNA from Aphanomyces astaci, 831 nucleotides. RefSeq lists its product as hypothetical. Bases 1 to 831 code for a protein of 276 amino acids. The transcript has a single exon. The record is from RefSeq and is a predicted model, not a curated record. NCBI's taxonomy places the organism in Eukaryota, Oomycota, Saprolegniomycetes, Saprolegniales, Verrucalvaceae.
AUGGCGGUGCUUCUGGCAUCGCGACGCUCAGUCGCAACUAAGUUACGUUUUCUGCUUCGUCAGCGCACCCUCCGUGACCGAAUUCCAAUACCGCACUUCACCUUUAAUGUGGGAGCCUACAACGAUGCAGAAUGCUUGUCCAAGUUCCGUUUUGUCCGCGCCGACAUCAACCUCCUUGUUCGUUGCUUUCAACUCCCACGAGUGAUCGUCACACAUGAGAGGACACGGUGCAGUGCUGUCGAAGCUGUCUGUAUCCUGCUGUGCCGUUUUGCCGUGUCGGACCGAUUGAUCGUCAUCAUCGAUGUCUUUGGAAGGUCCCCCAGCGCCCAGUCCAACAUCAUGUUGUUCGUCGUCGACCACCUCCAUUCCAGGUUCAAGAAAACUUUGUUCCUCGACCGCGACCGCAUUGCACCUCAGCUACGACGGUUCGCCACUGCCAUCAAGGAAAAGGGCGCUGAAAUCCACAACGUUUGGGCAUUCAUCGACGGCACAGUGCGAGCCUGUACACGUCCAACAAAUGGGACAAUGCAGCGUUGUGUGUACAAUGGGCACAAGCGAAAACAUGCGUUGAAGUUUCAGACGUUGGUGACGCCUGACGGUAUCAUUGCUCAUGUAUUUGGCCCAGUGGAAGACCGGCGGUACGAUUUGACGAUUUUGCGGCGGUCCCAACUCGAACGCGUCUUGCGAAUGGACCCCCGAUUUGAUGGCUUCAUCAUUCAUGGGGACUCUGCUUACGGUAAAUCGGCGCAUUUUGCGUCUCCAUUUGCUGACGCCAACGUUAACCCAGCUCAAGUAUGUUGUCAAGAAGAGCAUGAGCCAUGUUCGGGUUAG